Molecule: messenger RNA, 510 nt
Organism: Tarenaya hassleriana
Lineage: Eukaryota; Viridiplantae; Streptophyta; Magnoliopsida; Brassicales; Cleomaceae
Product: cyclin-dependent protein kinase inhibitor SMR3
Exons: 1
Coding region: 94-450 (118 amino acids)
Biological process (GO): regulation of DNA endoreduplication
Source: RefSeq, a predicted model, not a curated record
CAAUGCACGUAAUCUCUCCCUCCCUCCCUCUCUCUCUCUCUCUCUCUCUCUCUCUCUCUCUCUCUCUCUCUCUCUCUCUCUCAGAGUUCAGCUAUGGUGGAGUUGUGUUGUGUUAAGGAGAUCAAAGACGAAGUGGAGAUCCGAUUGACGAUCCGACCCGAAUUGGACUUAGCAGCGGGGCAAGAAUGUCCGGCGAUCCAGAACGGCGGAGACGAUGACGGAUGCAUGACUCCGACAUCGUCUGCCCACAAGAUUCCGGCGGUGAAGCGGUGUCCUCCGCCCCCGAGAAAACCGAGACGUAACCGGUCGGUUAAGAGGGAAUUCACGUCGUCGGAGAAAUUAAACCGGAUUCCGGUCACUCUCAGCCGUGAGAUCGAGUUGUUCUUGGAGAAUCUGGACCGUAGGAUCAAGAAAUCUCGGAGAGAAGAAGAAGCCGGAGGGUAUUGGUGAUGAAAAUUUUCUUUUUAAUUUUCUUGUCUACAAUUAAUUAGUUGAAAUAUUCAAUACCUA